GAAGGAGGAUUUUGAAGUCAGUGGUGGUGUUUUUCAGAAUUGAUGAAUUGAAGGAGAUGAUGAGAAGAUAAAGGAUGAACUAUUUUAAGUUUCUACUACUGGUGCUAGUGGUGACAGUUACUAAGAAGGCUGACCCCAAGGUGCUGGCUAACAAAGCUUCCAAGGCUGUCAAAGCUGGAGCAUCAACCAUUAAGAAGAAGGCUAAGAAUAUCUGCACAUCAGUCAUAUUUCACAGGCCAAAGACAUUGCAGAAGGCAAGGAAUCCCAAGUACCAAUAUAUUAGUGCACUACCAAGGAACAAGCUGGACCAUUACCAGAUCCUGAAAUACCCACUCACCACCGAGUCCGCAAUGAAGAAGAUUGAAGACAACAAGAAGAAGAAAACAAGGAUGCUUUCAAGAAGAUGUACAACAUCCAGACAGAUAAAGUGGACACCGUUAUCAAGUUUUAGAUAACUUCAUAAAAGCUAAUUGCUUAAACGUGGUAAUGGUCUCGC
Molecule: messenger RNA, 496 nt
Organism: Papaver somniferum (opium poppy)
Lineage: Eukaryota; Viridiplantae; Streptophyta; Magnoliopsida; Ranunculales; Papaveraceae
Product: 60S ribosomal protein L23A-like
Exons: 3
Coding region: 75-455 (126 amino acids)
Biological process (GO): ribosomal large subunit assembly; translation
Cellular component (GO): ribosome; cytosolic large ribosomal subunit
Molecular function (GO): structural constituent of ribosome
Source: RefSeq, a predicted model, not a curated record